AUGAGCAACAUCGAGCUCGACGUCCGGCCAAGAAGAAAAAACGACGAAGGCGAAGGCGAAGAAGAAGAAGAAGCAAAAGGAGCGAUGCCAUCGACGACACAAUUCUCGAUUGUUCUACUCGUGCUCAUCUACCAAUUGUUUCCGGUGGCCGCCGAUUGCGGUUGCGGACCGAAAUGUGUCAAUUAUUCGGACGCGACGAAAUGCACGAGAUGCUGCACGCACGCCGUCAAGCGCGCUCUUCGACAUGCCGCCGAUGCUCGACGCCAAUUCGCGUGGUCCGACAUCGACUAUCAUCAUCGGCCGUGGAAGACGCCCGAACCAUCCACCAAUCUUUUGCUGUCAAAGAUCAUCGACUACCUGCGGACGAAAUAA
Caenorhabditis bovis is the source of this 372-nucleotide messenger RNA. The record is from the annotation of a GenBank genome assembly. NCBI's taxonomy places the organism in Eukaryota, Metazoa, Nematoda, Chromadorea, Rhabditida, Rhabditidae.